Messenger RNA from Danio aesculapii, 967 nucleotides. RefSeq names its product protein Fer3 (gene ferd3l). The record is from RefSeq and is a predicted model, not a curated record. Lineage: Eukaryota; Metazoa; Chordata; Actinopteri; Cypriniformes; Danionidae. Gene Ontology annotation, molecular function: protein dimerization activity; RNA polymerase II transcription regulatory region sequence-specific DNA binding; DNA-binding transcription factor activity, RNA polymerase II-specific. The transcript has a single exon. Gene Ontology annotation, biological process: developmental process; regulation of transcription by RNA polymerase II. The coding region runs from base 437 to 874 and encodes 145 amino acids.
UAUAUUUGGUCUUUCUCGGUAAUACAAGUCUCAUUAUUUAGCCUCUCAGUGCACCAGGAAACCGAACAAACAGACCGAGUGACCUUUGUCAAACACCUCUUCCCCUCUCAGGAUCAUUGCGGCCCUUGACCAUCAAAUGGCACCAGCUCAGCUCGGAGAGUGCUUGUGGACUUUACUGAGUCUGUGGAAUAGAGUUUGGAAAAGAGGACACGCUCAGGGUGGAAUUGAGAGGCAUAUUAAAACAGCAGGAUUGGGAUCAUGGACUGCUGCCAAAGAGGAUCUCACUUCAUGGAUCUGACCGGAUUUUCAAAUUGAAUUUGGUGAUCCACGCGACCCAGACUGGACUGCCCACCUUUUUAAUAAACAGGAGGCUUUAAUCUCUGGAUGUCUGAUCAUGUGAAACACUUUCUACAGUAUAACGUCUCUUUUGAACACUAUGGAUAUGCAAAGGUCAUUUCUGAGCCCUUCAGUGUUUGAUUUGGUCAAUGAUGUGGACUUCAUGGAGAUGAUGCCGGAUAAAUCUGCACUGGCAUCCAAGGAGACUCACGGCACCGAUGGUAAUGGAUUGUACCAGGAUUUGACUUCCAUCUCAACAGCUCGAACAGAUGACUUUUACGCGCUGUCGCCGAGCACCGGCUCUCCAGAAAGCGCCGGUAACGGGAAACCCAAGCGCAAACGGGUGAUCAGCACCGUGCAGCGCCAGGCCGCGAACAUCCGCGAGCGCAAACGGAUGUUCAGCCUGAACGAGGCGUUUGACCGGCUGCGCAGGAGGGUUCCCACGUUCGCCUACGAGAAGAGACUGUCCCGGAUAGAGACUUUGCGGCUCGCCAUCGUCUAUAUAGCCUUCAUGACGGACAUACUCGAGAACAGCUGAGCUCAGAUUGAGUUUUUCAAUUGCAUUUAUUAAUACACUGUAAAAGCGAUGGUACUUUACUUUAGUGAGUACACACUUUGCCCUAAAAGCAAC